Messenger RNA from Centruroides sculpturatus (bark scorpion), 1388 nucleotides. RefSeq lists its product as uncharacterized. Lineage: Eukaryota; Metazoa; Arthropoda; Arachnida; Scorpiones; Buthidae. The transcript has a single exon. The record is from RefSeq and is a predicted model, not a curated record. The coding region runs from base 543 to 1310 and encodes 255 amino acids.
UAUUUUACUAAUUCUUUGAGGCAUGAUGUUAAUUAAUUUUAGAUAGCUGUCUUUACUUGUUUUUUCCCAACUACCUCAGCUCUUUUCCACUGCGGCGGUCGGCAACACUGCGCCGACCACCGUCCCCAACCCGUUUGACGUCAGAGGUCGAGGUUCACUCUUUUGGGUCGACGUGCUCAGGUUCGGACGCUCAUCCCCACUCUCCGACCUUUGUCUACAGGAUCGGCGUUGUUCUAACCAUCUGUACAUAGAUUUGUAAUUAUCGGUAAAUAAACUAGUGAAUACGACAUUCGGAUCCUUCUUUCAACCCUAGAAUGUAUAACUCGACGCCACGACGAUUCCAUUCGCGGAUGCGAUCGGAUUGAGCGAUCUGACUAACUUCAACUAUUUAGAGGAACCAUUAAUGGUCCCCUCACUGGUGAGCCGGACGUGAUCGACAACGUGGGAGCUCAACACCGAACCUUCCCAAGCCCAGACGCCAUUUACGGAAAUACAGGUAGGCCUCUUUUUCUCUUCCACGCCGGUCAAGCAGCCGAACAAAGAUGGCAGAGCCCGAACCCACGGCAGAAGUGAACAGAGUGGCUCUCAAACUACCUCCAUUUUGGGACAAGACCCCAGAGUUGUGGUUCGCCAAUAUAGAGGCCCAGUUCGCCAUAUCGGGCAUCACAAAGGACAGUACCAAGUACUACUCUGUCGUGUCUGCUCUCAACUCCGAUGUCUUGAACUACGUAAGCGACAUCGUCCUCAACCCACCGGCCGAAAACCGUUAUAAUACGCUUAAGGCCAGACUGCUCGCCGAUUUCUCAGACUCGGAACAAAGGCGAAUCAAAGCGCUACUCUCGGAUAUCGCGUUGGGAGACGAAAAGCCAUCACAUUUAUUAAGAAAAAUGAGGCAGUUAGCCAACAAUAAAUUAGGGGAAGACUUUCUAAAAACCUUAUGGCUACAACGACUGCCGCAACAGACCCAAGCGAUCCUGGCAGCCUCCGACGACGGGUUAGAAAACUUGGCCAUCAUGGCCGACAAAAUAGGCGAGGUAACGCAUGCGAACGUCGACGAAGUCCAAAAAGGCCCCGAUAAUACACAAGUCCAGUUAAGCGAGCUCCAGGCACAAAUAGAAUCCCUUAGUCAGAGAAUUGAACGAUUAGCUCGGCCCCGAGACAAGUCCAGGCAAGGCAGUGGACAUUGGCGGCGGCGCUCAAAGACGCCCAAGGGAGAGGCUAGCCACCUUUGCUGGUAUCACCAAAAAUACGGGAGCGAGGCAAAACGCUGCCGCUCUCCAUGCUCUUUCCGCCAGUCGGGAAACCCAUAAGGAAAUCGCACGAAACGGCCCGGUGCGAUUUCCGACCCGAUAACAAGAGCUGUUUAUUCAUUUUCGACCCCGUUUCCA